AUGGAAGAAGGUGAUGAAACUGUACCUAUAGUUACUAAUUCCCAUGACCCCUUUAAUGCAGUUUCGAUUAAUAAAUUGCGUGCACCAACCGAUUACCAAUUAAUUGAUGAAAUUGAUCAAUUCAUGGGCAUUUGGUUCGGAAACCGGACAUUACGAGCAAGUUUGAACCGACUGGAUCAACAGGCCUUUGGAAACAUGCGACCAGCAAACAAUGAGAUAAAUGAGACUACCAGAAAUGCAGAAACAUUAUUGGACUCCUGGUUACCAGAUAAUUUCAAAGCAUGGGUUGAUUUCAUUUACCCUGUAGCAUUGACUACCGUGGUCUCUACAAACGGGACAAAUGAGGACGCACUUGAUCGAGAGUUGGCUUUUCCCAGCUAUGUACUUAGUACACAUCAUGGACAAUUUUGUGUAAUGAUUCCUCGACGUGAGAUGUAUAAUGAUCAAUUUCCAGACUUAGCAUGUCACUUACACCACCUAAAUGAAGGGAUAAAUCAUCAAGAAUGUCGUAGAAAUCUAACACACCAUGAUUAUGAGCAACAAUGCGCUGGUCAAAGGAUUUUCAGUUUUACCGAACAAGAACAACAAUUAAUUCUUAAUCCUGAGAACGGUGUUAUUAUGUGUGGUGAUUGUGGUUCAUUGGAAACAUGGGGUGAGUCAGGGCCUCAUAAUGCUCCAGGCAUUAGACAACAAUGCAAGAACCAACACCAAAUUCAAACUGUUACUCAACUCAACGAGAUAAAAAUUGAAGAAUAUCUCUUACCUAGGUCUGGGAUGCGACUUGGGGCCGAUCACCUUCCUCACUUUAUAUUCACCAUAUAG
Molecule: messenger RNA, 822 nt
Organism: Racocetra fulgida
Lineage: Eukaryota; Fungi; Glomeromycota; Glomeromycetes; Diversisporales; Gigasporaceae
Source: the annotation of a GenBank genome assembly